AUUAUUCUUGAAAUGUCACUUGGCCAGCUCCAUUCAGAUGCAGCUAUGCUUGGUAUACAAUAAACAUUCUGAAACAAGACAACUCAAAAUAUUGAAACUGCUUAUAUCUAAGUAUAUAUACCUAGUGUUUACAUAAAUGCUUGGUAGAGAAGUUUGCAGUUGACCGUCUCUUUUAGUGUACAGCUAUUCUUGGUUUAAGAAGAGCCCUGUUUAUGAACUAUUUGGUAUACGAACUCCGCAAAACCGGAAGCAGUGUUCUGGUUACCGAACUUUACCUUGGUCUACGAACAGAAGCUUAACGGUGGAAGGGCACCUCAGUUUAAGAAGGGAAAGCGCGCCUCAGUUUAAGAAGGGCUUUGGUUUACGAACGGACUUCUGGAAAGGAUUAAGUUUGUAAACCGAGGUACCACUGUAUAGUUGUAUGCUGAAUAUAGUUACAUAAAAAUAUCUUGACCUUAACAGAUUAGACAACUGGGCCAAAGCAAACAAGAUGAAUUUUAACAAGGAGAAAUGUAAAGUACUACACUUGGGCAAAGAAAAUGAAAGGCACAAAUACAGGAUGGGUGACACCUAGCUUGAGAGAUGUACAUGCGAAAAGGAUCUAGGAGUCUUGGUAGACCACAUGAGUCAACAGUGUGAUGCAGCAGCUAAAAAAGCCAAUGCAAUUCUGGACUGCAUGAAUAGGAGUAUAGCAUAUAGAUCAAGGGAAGUAAUAGUCUGGGCACCACAGUUCAAGAAGGAUACUGACAAGCUGGAACGUGUCCAGAAGAGGGCAACUAAAAUGGUCAAAGGCCUGGAAAAAAUGCCUUGUGAGGAACGGCUUAGGGAGCUGGGUAUGUUUAGCCUGGAGAAGAGAAGGUUAAGGGGUGAUAUGUCAUAUGGAGGAGGGAGAAAGGUUGUUUUCUGCUGCUCCAGAGAAGCGGACACAGAGCAAUGGAUUCAAACUACAAGAAAAAAGAUUCCACCUAAACAUUAGGAAGAACUUCCUGACAGUAAGAGCUGUUCGACAGUGGAAUUUGCUACGAAGGAGGGUGGUGGAGUCUCCUUCUUUGGAGGUUUUUAAGCAAAGGCUUGACAGGCAUAUGUCAAGAAUGCUUUGAUGGUGUUUCCUGCUUGGCAGGGGGUUGGAGUGGAUGGCCCUUGUGGUCUCUUCCAACUCUAUGAUUCUAUGAUUCUAUUCUAUGAUUCUAUCAAAUUGAAAAAUUGCGUGUAUCUUUUAUUUUUGUACGUACCUGCAGGCCAUCGGUGGAACAGAAUAAUAAAAAUAGCAUGCUAAUUAAGUAUAUUUUGAAAAUCUGAAAUUUUCCAUUGUGGGCCUGUUCCCGUCUGUGGAUCACUCUCUAGUCUAUUAGCUGUCUUCAAGCAGCUCCACACUGGAUAGUGGCAGCUGUGAUUAUCUCUUUCUACUAUUUAAAGCCCUAAACUGCCUUGGUCCUGUAUACCUGAAGGAGCGUCUCUACCCCCACCAUUCAGCCCGGACACUGAGAUCCAGCACCGAGGGCCUUCUGGCGGUUCCCUCAUUGCGAGAAGUGGGGUUACAGGGAACCAGACAGAGGGCCUUCUUGGUAGUGGCACCCGUCCUGUGGAAGCCCUCUCAGCAGAUGUCAAGGCAAUAAGUAACUAUUUUACUUUUAGAAGACAACUGAAGGCGGCCCUGUUUAGGGAAGUUUUUAAUGUUUAAUGCUGUACUGUUUUAAUAUUCGGUUGGAAGCCGCCCAGAGUGGCUGGGGAAACCCAGCCAGAUGGGCGGGGUAUAAAUAAAUAAAUAAUAAUAAUAAUAAUAAUAAUAAUAAUAAUAAUUAGUCCUGCACGUCUCUUCACUCCCAUCCCCCCUGAUAAAAACAUUUACUCUAAUUUGUAUGAUUUCAGGGAAUCUAAUGAUACAGUUUGUGAACUAUUGCCUUAAUUAUAAUGCUUGAAUUUGAAUUCAAGUGCUAUUAUAAAUAUAAGUAAAAUUCCAUAGACUUGAUUUUAUUUGUAAUGAGCCGAAUGUUUUAACAUGGAAUUGUAGUGAUAAUGCAUUUUUAAUCUGAGUUGCUGUAUAACAUGACUUAAUUGAGAGUUUUAGCAUUAGUUGUCGUUAUUUUCCCAUGUGUGGUUAUGUAAACAAAUGUAGAUGAAUCAUUUUUACAGUGAACCUCUGUAUUAUGAUUGUGAUAGUAAUUUGAAGUAUAAAGGGAUAAAAGGAAGAGCUUCCAAGUUUUACUAAUUGCAAUAAAACACAUUGUCAUUUCAAAUGAUAAACAAUCAUUUGACUUACAGAGGGUUGUUUUUUUUUAAAAAAAACACCAAACCCUUAUUUAUGUGUUUAAUAAUUAAUAGCUCUUUCUUCCCAGUGGGGAUUAGAUUACUGCUGACUUGGUUUAGCUGCUGCUCAUUUUUAGUACACUAAAGGUAUCUUUGGAGUUGGAGCAUGUAAGUUAUUCCUAAGGAUAUUUUCAUUGCUUGUUUGAUGGAAGAAGGUAGCUCUGCAGAAGCAUACUUUCCCUAAAAUCCUCAAUAUAUUAAUUGAGAUUGGUCACUUUCAAUUGUCUUCGCUUGUCAUUCUUAUUCAUGGCUUGCUGUAGAAGGCUAUAAGCCGGCAUUGUCCCUGGCAACUGUUACCUAGUGACAGUUUCAGCUGCAGUAGCCAUGGGUUGUUCUUUUGAUUGGGGCUGAAGGACCGAGUCACCUUUCUGAUGGCGAGUUUUUCUGCAUCAGCUAAGGAUGCGGAGGAGGGGCAGGCUUAGGUGCAAGCUAAGAGAGAGCAUGCAAGAAAUAGCAAUAGCAUUCUCAAAACUGGUCACAGUAAAUAGGAUUUCUGUGUCUACACCACAGCUCCUGAAAAAGCAAAUAUAUAUGCAAGGCACCGCUUCACUGCUUUGACAAGAGAUUUUAAUUUUAACAGUGUUUUAAUUUUGAGAUAGAAUGAACUGCUUACAGAUGCAAUGGGUAACGUUCUGUGGAUGCUAUAAAAGCACAAGGACCUCCAGCACAGCAUGGUGGUGAUGGACAUGAGACAUGAAACUGAUGCUUUCUAUUCAUCCCACUGCUGCAGCAGGACGAGAGAAAAAUCUUUUCUUUCUCAUGUAAGGAAUUCCUUUUUCAGAAGGCACAGCAAGGAUCAUUAAGCAGUGCCAAUGCGAUUCCAGCACUUCAAAAAGAGAAAAGAGAGUCUUCUGUUAACAUAAAAUUGAAAUGACCUUGGAUUUUCUUUUUAAUUAAAAUAUGUGAGCUGAAUAAUUUCUCCUGUAUCUUUAAAUGAUUAACAAUGCAUUUGAUCUGGGUGUGGAUGGUGGGUGGGUUAGAAAGCGAGACUGCUGCAUGCACUGAAUGAAAGAUCCAUACAGUAGUCAAAUACCUGCUUAUUAGUGAGCAUCGAAGGAGCCUUCUUACCCCAUUGGAUGUGUCAUAGUGGCAGAUGUAAUGGAUGUGGUAAUAUUUGCUUCCGAGAUAAAGAAUUUUUGAAGCAGAUGGUUAUCAUUUUAAUUGUCUAAUGAAAUGCGUAUGUAGCAACUGAGGAAAUGAAGCCUGAAGACUAAUGGAGUAACAGAAUGCAACGGCAGCUUUUCUUGUUAAAUCAACGUUUCAUUAGCUUCCUAGAAGAAUUUAGAUGAGAGUUUAUUAUCUCAUUGUGUUGGGACAUACAAAAGAAUGUGGACAUCGCUAUAGAGGUGAGAAAUGACAUGGAUAGAGCUAUGAACUUCACUGUAGCAGCUGUGGCUUUAUUUCUAAAGAUUUUUUUUUAAUCAUUUAUUGCUCUUGAAAUUAAAUGCAAGACAAGUUUGUAUUCCGUGAGAACCUUGGAUUACCCUGUUGGUGUCUAAUAAUGUAAUGGACAACCUAUCUUUCUAACUGGCUUGACUGAAGAUCCAGCAUCAUGUCUGUUUAUUUCUUUCCUUUAUUAUACGUGGUCUUGUUAACUAAAUGGAGAGGAUAUUGCUCAUCGAAGGGACGAACCUGUUCUUCAUGCAGUGAUUGCUGCCCCAACAUAUUUCCUUACUCGUUACCAAAGACUAGUGACAUUUGUUUGCAUUAAGAUGCCCCAAAUCUUAACCUUAAUAAUGCAGAAUGAAGAUGAUACAAAUGACAUUACUCCUUGAAGAAAACCGAAGGAUACAAUAUAUUAGAAUGAGCAUCUUAUUAGACUUCUUAUCUACUUUGCUUCUAGUUUUUAGCUCCUAACAGUUUUUGUUUUAGAAAACAUUACAUUGAGAAUUUCUACCUAGUACUCCCUCCUUCACCUUUCCCCCCAGGAAAAUGCACUUGCAGAGAUUUUGAUCGUGACAUUAUAUUUUACUCUCCUUUUUGGUGUUUCUCUCUUCCAAAAAGUACAGCUUAAACAAAGUGCUUUGUUUAGAAGUGCCUUUUGUCAAAUUUGCUAAGGAAGGAACGAGCACAGGAAGAAGCUAAGAGCAGUGGCCUUCUUGCCUCUUUUCUCUAUUGUAAUAUGAACAAUUUUAGAAGCUAUUCUAAAAUCUACCCAGAGAAGUGGAUAUGUAAACAAAAUUAGCUGGUGACUCAGAAAUCACCUAGUUCUGAGUUUUGAACACGUUAUGUAAUGCAGAUCAUGAACCAGUCCACUUGGAUUGAGUGGAAGACUCUGAAUAUGAGCAGUAGUAUUGUGAAUGUAUCUGAGCAUUACUCCUGUCCAAUUGGCUUUGGGCACUACAGUGUUGUUGAUAUCUGCAUCCUUGAGACUGUAAUUAUUGUCUUACUAACAUUUUUAAUUAUAACUGGUAACUUAACAGUAAUUUUUGUCUUUCAUUGUGCUCCACUGUUACAUCAUUACACCACCAGCUAUUUUAUUCAGACUAUGGCAUAUGCUGAUCUUUUUGUUGGGGUUAGCUGCUUGAUUCCUACCUUGUCAUUGCUGCACUAUUCUACAGGUGUCCAUGAGUCUUUAACAUGCCAGGUAUUUGGAUAUAUCAUCUCUGUACUGAAAAGUGUUUCUAUGGCCUGUCUUGCUUUUAUUAGUGUGGAUCGUUAUCUGGCUAUCACAAAACCACUUACCUACAACCAAUUGGUUACACCUUGCCGGCUGAGAAUCUGCAUCAUUUUGAUUUGGUUGUAUUCCUGCCUUAUUUUUUUGCCUUCAUUUUUUGGCUGGGGAAAGCCAGGCUAUCAUGGAGACAUUUUUGAAUGGUGUGCAACCUCUUGGCUCACCAAUGCCUAUUUUACUGGCUUUAUUGUAUGCUUGCUAUAUGCUCCAGCAGCCUUCAUCAUCUGUUUUACAUACUUCCACAUCUUCAAAAUCUGCCGGCAGCACACCAAAGAGAUAAAUGACAGGAGAGCUCGUUUUCCUAGUCAUGAAGUGGAUACUGCUACAGAAAGUGGGCACGGCCCUGACCGGCGCUAUGCUAUGGUUUUAUUUCGUAUAACCAGUGUGUUUUAUGUGCUCUGGCUCCCCUACAUCAUCUACUUUAUGCUGGAGAGUUCUAGGGUGCUGGAAAAUCCAGCACUGUCUUUCUUAACAACAUGGCUCGCUAUAAGCAAUAGUUUUUGUAACUGUGUUAUAUAUAGCCUCUCAAACAGUGUUUUCAGAUUGGGACUUUGGAGAUUGUCAGAGACGGUGUGUUCAUCUUGUAUACAUAAAAAAGACAGCAUUGUUCAAGACCCAGUUCCUAGAAAACGGGCUAAUUCCUGCUCCAUCUAAGGAGAACUAAAACAGUCAAAUAUUUGGGCUACCGGUAGGUAGUAUUCUAUCCUUUGGAAUGCUGCUGCAAUAAACAGUCAAUAAAUAUUUAUUCACUGUAAAAUGAAGUAUGGAUUGAAUGGUGAUUUGUAAGAAAAAGCACGUAGCUGGAAUGGUCAGAGAUGGAUUCUUGGUGAAAUUGUGGUAUAUGAGUGAAUCACUGGUAAAUGUAGGGGAAAGCUUCCAGUAGUGUGAACUAAUCUGUUCAGAACUAAAGAAUAAUUCAUCAACAGUAAUAGUGAAAUUGUCACAUAUUAUAUAUGUGGAUGAAUUUGUAGUACUAUGUUGUAUUAAGAUAAAUCUUGUUUGAUGCAGUAAGUGAUGGAUUAUCAAUUACGUCCUUAGGAAAUAAAUGUUUUAAAAUGAGGCAGCUUCAAUCUUGUAGUUUUGUCUCUUGUACAAAAACAUUUUUAAAACUCUUGUAAUUUUAAAACUAAAUAUAUUUCUUUGCAGGGAAAUAAUGUAAAGUAUAUUUUAAUGUUCUAGUGUAACACAUAUAAAUGACUUAAUACUUUUCUGUUCUUUUGGAGCCUUUUGUUCCCAUUGCUCAGGCGUAUUAUUUAUUCUGGGGUCAGAAGCCCAUAUAGUUGCCCCCUUACAGCUACUGUUCUCAAGCUGUUUGAGGGGUCUGGAGUAAUUUUAGGCACAAUGUAUGUGAGGGGUAAGCUUUGAGAGAAUAUACCGUUGAGUGAAACAACAGUCAAAUUAUAGAAAUUAACUUGUAUUUUCUAGUGCCUACUAAAUUAGCACAAAUUUAUUGAGUCUUUUUGUGCUAAUGCUUUUGCUUUGUAAUUUAUUGCAUAUGCAAUAAAAUCAAAUAGCAGUGUGACUUAGCUGCUCAAUAACACUUUUUAAAUGUAAGUUUUAAAAAGCAGGUUCCACUUUAGUUAUAUAGUUGUGAAUGUAUUGCAGUUUGCAUGAGCUCAGCAUGUAUAUAACACUGUAUAUUUUUUUAAAUGAUCAUUUUGUAUUCUGUGCCUAAUGGUUUUCCUAGCAUAUUGUUAAAUCAUUGUUUUAAAUUUGGGAUAAAUAAAACUUUGAGUUGACUUUACAGAAGUUCAUCUUGCAGUGUUAAAUGCGUAUUAGGCAAAUUUUGUUAGAGGUUCACAAAUUAAGAGUUUUUGUAGGGGGCUUGCGUUAGUGCUUCCAUAAUCAAUUUGUGAGGACUCAUGAAGUAUGUAGGGCAUGAUUCACUUCACAUUACAAUCAGUGGGACUUAACUUGUGCUGGAUUGUACUCACAGUUAUCAGUAAUUUAUAUAAUACUGAUUUUGGCUCAAUCUGCCACAUUCUGACUGUUGCUUUUAACAUGGGUAAAGGUAAAAGGUAAAGGGAACCCUGACCAUUAGGUCCAGUCAUGACCGACUCUGGGGUUGCGCGCUCAUCUCGCAUUAUUGGCCGAGGGAGCCGGCGUACAGCUUCCAGGUCAUGUGGCCAGCAUGACUAAGCCACUUCUGGAGAACCAGAGCAGCGCAUGGAAACGCUGUUUACCUUCCCGCUAUAGCGGUACCUAUUUAUCUACUUCCACUUUGACGUGCUUUCGAACUGCUAGGUUGGCAGGAGCUGGGACCGAGCAAUUAAUGGAGGUAAAGUUAAAAGAAAAAUUAUGGUUGACAUUUAUCAAUAAUAAUAACAAUUAGGGGAAAAGAAAUGAUUGAUUCUGAGACACCUUGACUUAAAAGAAAUAUUGUUUAACAGAAGGUGGAGAAGAUAGACAGAAUGUUAUAGAAAGAGAGAGAGCGGGGGGAAGAAAGAAACACACAGAUGGAAAAUUGGAAGUUUUGUUUUUGUAUCUUUUCUCUCUCUUUUUAUUGCCCCUUUCAUUUUUCUGUUUCUCUUUUUUUUUUUGUAUGUUCUUCUUUCUUGGAAGUCCUAUGUCUGGGGCCUUUAUUAAGGUCCAGAGAUUGUAUACUCAUGAGGUGGUAGGUGGUUGAUGGAGGACCCUGGAGAGACAGGGAAAUGUUGGUCUCCCAGGGUGAGGGGCUGGGAGGACAAAGGAAAGAUCCCAGGUAAUAGCAGGUUACCUCACGCAACGAAUGCCUCACGCAACGAAAGUGUCUAGCGAUUCUUUGUUGCCUUGCAAGGCGAAGCUUUCUAUGGCCACAUCUCGCAAGACGAUUUUUUGCUGCCUGCCCUUUUUUCCCUGCAAGACGAAAAAUUUCGUAAGACAGCACGACCCGCGGGACGAAUUAUUUUCGUCUUGCGAGGUACCACUGUUGCCUCUCUCUCUCAUUAGUAGCCCUUCCCAGUGCCAUCUCUAUGGCAGCCCCUUGGUGAAAAGGAGGGAAGCUGAGGAUAGGGAAGAACUUUAUGGGGUAAAGGAGCACAGAUCCUAGAGAUCAGGUCAAGAAUGCCAAGUACUGCGGUAGCACAAAAGUUCCUGUUUUAAUGUGUCCUGAAGCACUGCCUUUAUCUCUUUGUAGGAAAAUGUAUAUCUGACCACCAUGCAAACCUGUAAAACUAUUUUUAGCUCAUUCCUAAAAUAGAUUUUCUUGAAACCCAAAAGAUGCUGUGCAUCUUUUCAACAAAUGUGUCAUUGCUCAGAAAACUGUACACUUCAUAGAAGUCAACUCCUAGAGGCCGAGGUCCCUUCGCCGCCGCCCAAAUAAAAUAUUUGAGGAGGCCGCCCCCAAAGUUUAUGGAUAUUGCCAUUCAAAUGCUGUGCAUGUGCUGUGUCUUGUGAACCAUUAUGUGGGGCAGGGCUUACCUCCCCCCCCCUAUAUUUUACUCAAGUUGGCUUUCCUGGUACACUUUAACAUGCUACUUUUUCCUGUUGACUUGGAGAUAAUCUAAUUAAAGAGAAAAGCAGGUGAAGUCUCUAAAAGGAAGAAAAAGAUGAAAGACAGGUAAUUAGAGGAUUAGUUUAAUUAAAUCUGUUGGCUGGAUGUUAAGUCUGUCCAUUUUGAAAUUAAUUAAGCCUAUUAUAUGCGAAAGGUUGUAUAGUUGUAGCUUGCAUAAAACACCUAGGAAGUGGUAACAGAAUGUCCUAUAGGUAACAAUAUAAUUUCUAUAGGGCUUUUUACCACCUGCCCUUUUUCCAUUGAGAUUCAGUUGCCUGAAACUCAGUCUCUUUCGUAUGUCUUUCACAAUCCUUUUUACAAUAUUGCCCACAAUAGCUUAAGCAGUGGGGCUUAUUCACAGUGAUGCAGUGUCAGAUUUCAGGAAUGCAGAGGACCAGGUUUGCAGCUUGGGGUGCUAAUGGAGUCAUUGUGGUCUGGGCAGGCAAAGAUAGUGGCAGUGGCCAGGAGUGCAUUCUAUCUACCCAAGCUUGUAUGCCAGCUGUAUCCCUAUCUGGAGCAGCAGGGCCUGGCCUUAGCCAGGAUGCUAAUAAUGGAGGCUUGUAUUCUAAUCAUGUGAUACCACUUUUGUGCCAGUUGUACUGGCUGCCAGUGAAUUUAGAGGCCUAAGGAUCCCCAACGUUGUUAUGACCCUACCUAAAAUAGAAGUUCCUGUUUGCGUGCACAACAGUGAAAUUGCUUAGGUUGGCAAGCAUGAGAAAUGGGACCUUCUUGGUGGUUGCCGCAUAAGUGUGGAACUCUUGCAGUUCACAUUCAUUUGGCUCAUUAAGUUCUAGCAUUCAAGAAGGAUUUAUCUUUUGACUGACCUUUCCCUAAGAGAAUUGUGAUCCAACGCAGUAUCUCUCAAGCCUCUCUUUGUAUCCGCUCUGUGCUUCAUACUCUGCCUGAUAUUCUAUUUUUAAAUCUGCUCCAUCUGAAUCGGGAGAGAUGGAUAAGGUACUAGAUUGAUGCUUGAAGGCGGUGAUGGGCUGGAUUUGGAUCAGUAAAUUGAACCUGAAUCCUCGAAAGACAGGUGUUAUGUGUUACGGGUUAUUCAUUCUGGGAGGUAGGAAUAUGGCCUGUUCUGGAUGGGGUUGCACUCCCCCAGAAGCAGCAGGUUAGGGGGUACUACUAGAUCCAACAUUGUCACUGUGGUUGCCUGGGUGGCUAAGAGUGCUUAUUUCCAGCUAUGACUGGUUCACCAGCUAUGGUCCUUUUUGGACAAAGAUGACUUGGCUGCUGCACUCCAUGCUCUGGUAACCUCCAGAUUGGACUAUUGCAAUGUGCUUUACAUGGGGCUGCCCUUGAAGAAACUUCAGCUGGUGUAAAUUGUGGCAGCCAGGUUACUGGCUGGCUGUCCAUUUAGAAUUCAUAUAAUCCCUGAAUUAAAAUAGCUGCACCGGUUGGGCUUCUUUCUAGACCCAAUUUAAAGAUGCUCACAUUAGUGUUUAAAGCACUCAAUGAUUUAGGCCCCAAAUAUCUUAAUGAGCAUAUCCAUUAUCCAACCCUUCUUGGGCAUUAGGAGCUGCAGUGGGUGGUGCCCUGGGCCAUAAAUUGGGGAACUCCCAUCCUAUAAAUGUUUGUUUUUGGUUUUCUCAUCCUCUUGCCCCUUUGUUGAGCCAUAUGUAGGGAAAGUACCGUACCUUUAGGGAACUGCCUUUAAAAUGUAAUUGGAUUUGCAUGAAGAUUUUGGUGUUGAAGCAAACAUCAUGGUUGACACCCAGUUGUUACUUGUUGUUACAUAUUUGUUUGUUUCUCCUAGCAGAAAAAGUUGUAAAUUUACUAUUAAGGUUUUUUUUUAGGAGGAUUUUGUGUGGUGGUUUUAUAAAUUUUGCUUUUCUUUAAUUUUAAGUGAAUGUGUUUAUUUUCUGUCAAAAGAAAAAAAGAAAAAGAAAAGAAAAGCAGAAGAUAUGGGGCUUUUAGAGCAGAAUUAAAGAUCUCAUAUUAGUAGCCAUUAACUGGAAAUGACAUUGAUCUGCCAUUAAGGAUGAUUAUUCAAUUCUAAAAAUUAUGCUUUUAAGUAACAUGAAUAAAUUUUGCUAAUGUGUCAUUUCAAUUAAAGGUGAUUAUAGCACUGGCAAAGUAAUUCUAUUUUUUAAAUGAGUGAAAUGUUGAAGUUAAUCCUAUUAAUGUUGUGUUAUCUUUUGCAAUACAUGUCAUGUUUAAGUGACAUAGUAAAUCACUGAUAUUUUAAAAAUCUCUUUCAACUUUUAUAAACUAAGCAAUAGUGCACAAAGGGCUGGUCAGGUAGAUAAGAAAAGGCAAUGUUUUUUUUAAUAUACUUAACUUUUGUGGAAGUUCUCCAUACAAAAAAAGAGCAAGCUAUACUCAUUUCUUCUGCUGCCAGCUUCUUGCCAGGAUAUCACUGGCAGGUUUUCACUGCCUCACAAAUUAGGUUGAAGCACUCUUACCUGAAUAUCUCUGCCAUCUGCGUUUGUGGCUUCUCAACAACCUGUGUGUUAAGUCAUGUUCUCUGCUUACAUGAAAAAGCCAAUCAGUUUUGGUCAGUGCCCUGCAUGAACUGUAUAUCCUAGUACAUGUGCCAGACGUUUCAGCAACAAACUCGGAAUCCAUGGUAGACAAUUCCAUAUAUGUAUCAGUAUAAUGAAAUUAAUUUGAUGGGAAGCUGAUGGGAGUGAAUAGAAUAGUUUUGUUGGGUCUAGUCCAUCAUCACGUUUCUGACAGUGUCCAAUAGCAACAGGGCAAGAAGGUUACAGCAAUUUCAUGCUGCUGCUCCCCAGCACCUGUUACUCAGAGGGAUGGAUUCUGCUUUGAACUUGAAGGUUCCAUAUAGACUUCAUGAGUAUUGAUUAACUCAACUACCAUGCGUUUGUCUAAUCCUCUUGAGAUGGUGGCUCUCGUCACAGUUUGUGGCAGCCAAUAUAUUUAUUAUUUAUUUAUUAAAUUUGCAUACUGCCCUUCAUCCAUAGAUUACAGGGCAGUUUACAUAGGAAUUCCAUAGGAGAGGUAGCUUAUUCAAUCUCUAAAGUUGGUAAGCUCCCUGGCACUUCAUCAGCUGUCAGAACUACGCACCAGUUUGCUGCUGCCAUGUGAUAAGGCUCACCUACCCACUAAAUGGGUUUAUUGCUUAUUGAGAAAUGAUAUACAGAAAAAGAUGUUUAAAACAACUUUCCUAAAAAAACCAACAAAACCUAGAGGCAUUUCUGUUAGGAAUUGUUCAGACACAAGUUCCCAGGAGUCAGAAGAACUUAUUCAUGUACGCAACAACAGCGGCUCGGAUUUUGUUAGCCCAAAAAUGGAAAGUGAGAGAGGCCCCUGGUAUGGAAGAUUGGCAAUUUAAGGCGAUAGAAUAUGCAGAAUUAGCAGGCCUAACAAGUAGAAUAAGAGAACAAGAAGAACAGGUAUUCAAAGAGGAGUGGAAAUUGAAAAUAAUUGUGCACAGUUAAAAACGCUGGCUGUAUUAAAGUAAUUCAGCAGUAUAACAUAUUUUGAACUGAUAGGAGAAUUAAAUUAGGUGGAGAUAUUAAAAUAUGCAAGAAUGGUGGAUAAGUUAAAUGAACCUUGGAAGGGGAGGGAGGGAGUUCAACGAAUGUAUGGUAUAAUAAAGGUAAAGGUACCUCUGACCAUUAGGUCCAGUUGCGGACGACUCUGGGGUUGCACCCUCAUCUUGCUCUAUAGGCCGAGGGAGCCGGCGUUUGUCCACAGACAGCUUCCAGGUCAUGGGGCCAGCAUGACUAAACCACGUCUGGCGAACCAGAGCAGUGCACGGAAAUUCCAUUUACCUUCCCACCGGAGCUGUACCUAUUUAUCUACUUGCACUUUGAGGUGCUUUCGAACUGCUAGGUGGGCAGGAGCGUCAAACCCUUUCAUGCCCCUGCUUUCUUCAACCCCAUUGCACUUACUUCUCUCUUCUCUGCUACUCCCUUUGCAAACACGUUUUCACCUUCCUUUUUCCUCCACCCUCCUUUUCCCAACUCUCACACAGAUCACCCCCACUUGUACGCCGCCUUUUCUCUUCUAUUCUGCACACAUCAGCCAUUAUCACUUCCACCCCCUUUUCCCCACCUCCUCCUUUUUUCAACUCUUCCUUGCAUACAGUCCACCACUCCCACUUCCAUCCCUCCUCCUUUCUCCUUAUCUGCAGCCAGCCCCUUUGCGCAAAAACUCCAUGCUAUUUAUGUUACUGUGAGGAUGAAUAGAAUCUUAAGAUAAGGUUACCAGAUUUUUUUCAAAGAAUCCGGGGAUACUUUUUAAAAAAAAAAAGAGAGAGAAAAUAUAUUUAAAGAAAGUUAUUUUUUAAAAAAUUAAGUAAUAUCUUCUUUUUUGUGACCUUCCUCUGGGCUCCAGCCUGCUCUUUUGGAGCACUAGCCACCGUGGAGUAGGCUCAGGUUGGGCCUGGGCUUGGCCACGUGUUCUUGCCCUCCUGGUGCCCUCCUACCUUUCUUCCUGAGUGGCGGCAGCGGCACGGCAAGGUCGGGGCUCCACUCUUUUUUCUCCUUCCUCUUUCUCUCUCUUCCUUCUCCUUCUCCUCUCCUCCUCCCUGCGUUGGCUCCGGGGUUUUCCUGGCCCUGGAGCACCACUGGGCAGUUGGCUGCUCGUGCCAGGCUCAAUUUGGGUCACUGGGUGUGUGUGUCAGUGGUUACCUCACUUGACGUGCUGGGCGUCCCCGGUUCCCCUUCGGCAGUGGCGGCUGCAGCGGCAGUCUCAGCAGCCCGGAGCUAGCAUGAUAGCGCAGUUGGCUCUGGCUGGCUUCAGGAGCUGCUCGCUGCCAUGGCACCCACCUUUUUGCCUCUCCAGAAGUCCCCAUAUGACGUGUCUUGUGCCAUUGAACCAAUCAUGCAACAUUCAUUCCCUACUAAUAAAUCUACAACACUUAAAAUAUAAAUCCGGGGACAUUAAAUGAAAUCCAGGGACAUUCCAGGGACAGAUUUUGUAAUCCGGGGACAGUUUUGUAAUCCGGGGACUGUCCCUGGGAAACGGGGACGUCUGGUAACCAUAUCUUAAGAGCAAGCCUGUCAGAGACAGUUAGGUUCACUUGCUGUGUGUUGGGCAUAUAUGGGUGUUUGCUUGUUGUUAGAAUAUUUCUUCUAAAUUACUAUAUUGAAUCUGGAACUUCACGCUGAAGACAACAUAUGGUACCAGGAAUUCAGUACAUUGUGGGUGCCUUUGUUUAGAACUGCCAUUUCCCUCUCAGUAUCCCUUCUCAGUAUCCCUAUGCCAUGUUAUACAACUUUUGUUCCUCUCCCCUGACCUGACUUCAUGCAAAUACAGGAUUGUGGUGAAACACUACAAAUCCUCCAAUGGGGGGGUUGUACUCUGACUUCAUGCAGAUUGAGGAUUCUGAUGUGGCAGUACUUAUGCAUUUUUAUGUGUAAAGGAAAGUGUGUGUGAGAGAGUUUACAGCGCAUUUGGACACCAGGUAUCAAAACAAAAUUUUGUAUAAUGGUUCCUGAGAGCAAAGAGGAAAUUUUUGUCCGUUUGGAUACAAUUGGACUCCAUUCUGAAUCAAGAUGGCAGACUGAAGCUUUCAGAAGUGCAAUAUUUUAACCACUGAUUUCAAAACUGCACUGACUUUUUAGAAUUCCCGAGUCAUGGCAGAUAACAGGCCACCAGUUAUAAAUAAACAGCAAUAAAUUAUUUUGGUUUGAUUUCUAAGCACUAGCCUUUUGGUCAGUGGCUACAUCCAGCUACUGGGUAGAAGGAAUAAAAAGGCGAAUAAAGGUAUUGAAUGGAAAUAAAUGGUGGCAGUUGAACUAUAAAGGGAUAAAGAAAGCAGGUAUUUUUUAAUAUAAAGUGUUUGUGUGGGAGAGCCUACAGUGGAUCUUGUGGAUAUUUUAAGUACGGUAAUUUAAAAACAGAAACAGGGUAAACACCAUCCUGUGAACACCACUUGGUGGGAUCACCAAGUCAUCUUCCUUGGGAGCUCUUGAAAUAGGGGAAUUGAAAGUCACACCUUGUAUCAAAUAUUUUCUGUGUGUUUUCCAGCCCGGAAACAGACUCACAUCAGAGCAUUUCUAAAUUCAAGCUUCAUCUGCGGGGUUGCUCUACUAUUUGUUCAUUCCACAUAUGGCAAAUCAUUUUACUGACUUUCAAAAAAAAGAUUAUUAUGUGAAUUGAUGAUCCUGAUUACUUAGACCUUCCAGCAUCAUACACUCUAAAAUUAUGUAUGUGUGUGUGUAUUUUGAGCUCACUUAAGUGAGAUAAAUAUAAUAAUGAGGUCUCCAUAGAGAUAUAUUGGUAAUUUUAAAAUGUGCAGAGCUGUAUGAGCAGGGAUGAGGACAAUCUAUUUUGGGGGGAGAUAAUUACAGCAUUACUGUAGAGAGUAGUUCUUUAAAAAUAGCGGGCCUCAGAUGUUGUGGGAGAAAGGUAAUUAAGGCGUGAAUAAUAAUGAUAAAUACUUUCCCCCUGUGCUGCUCUUUAACUACUCUACACAUAGGCACACCCAUUACAGGAACUAUGUUGUUAUAAACCCUAUGGAAAUUGUGCUGCUGUACAUACGUAAGUUAUCCUGUGCUAGAAAAAGCCUUGGUUCUUGGCUCCUUUGGGAGGAAGAGCAAGAAAAGAAGAGAUAUACAGUAAGCCCAGAACUUACACAGGGCUUUUGUUCUGGGGAUCAUGCUUAAAGCCAAAAUUGUGUAUAAUCAAAACCCAUUGGGUUCAAUGGUCGAUGGGAUUGCCAAAGUCAUUUACCCCAGAACCCUUCCCACCCCCUUUUUAAUUUUUUGGCAUGUGCAUGAAGCUGAAUGCACACAAAUUAAAUGUACUCAAGUUGUAGUCUUACUAUAAUUUCUUACAUGUUCUGCCACCAAGGAAGCUUAGGUACAUCAUGCCAGCUAGCCUAGGGUUCUGAAAUGCACCACUUACAUUUCCAGCAGCACAGCCACUGGUUUUACCACUUUACCUGCCCUUCCCCCUGCAGUAGGGAAGGCUGCAGGAAAGCACUGUCUGCUUUAGCCAAUAAAAGAGCAGCAACAGCCACCCUUACAGGGUGGUCACAUUCUUUGCCCCCUUGCCCUGUUGGUGGAGAUCUCCAGAACCGCUGUCCACAGGGAGCUGAAGAAUGCAAGCUUCCUAUUCCUAAUAACAUGUAAACAACUGGAGGCUCACACCCCCUUAUAAUGAGUGCAAGUUGGAGAAGGUAGAUUGCAGCACUGUUCUGGGGUGGGGAGGAGAGGAAGUGAUUACUUACAUGCAUAGGCAAACACAGUCCUCCAGAUGUUUUGAGACUACAACUCCCAUCAUCCCUGACCACUGGUCCUCUUAGCUAGGGAUGAUGGGAGUUGUAGUCCCAAAACAUCUGGAGGGCCAAGUUUGCCUAUGCCUGGACUGCUGCCAAUAUUUCCAAAGGAUAAUUUAGCUUGGUUCAAUCUUUUUGUUUCUCUAAUGGAGUUUUUUCCUGCUCCAGAGCCGAGGACCUGAACCCAAUGGCUUCAAGUUAUAAGAAAGGAGAUUCUGACUAAACACCAGGAAGAAUGUUCUGACAGUAAGAGCUGUUCAGCAGUGGAACAGAUUUCCGCAGGAGGUGGUGGACUCUCCUUCCUUGGAGGUUUUUAAGCAGAGUUUGCUGACCCCUGGUUUAGUUCAAGUGAUAUUUUCUUCCUGCAUUUUUGAUGCUGUGUUUAGGGAACAUACAUAGCAUUUGUAAGUAAGUUAUGUUGCUGUUCUAACUAUAUAGUCAGAGCUUUCCAGUGAAGAAUAUACACCCUAAACAGUUGGAAAUGAUCUAGAGACAAGAAAUAGGUCAGCUUGAAAAGAACUAAUAAAAAACUGUAGAAUGGCAAGUGUACUGUGGCAUGUUAAUUAUAUUAAUGCUGCUGUGUAGGAAAUACAAGAAGUCUGAUUUAGUGCGUAAAAAUAGUGAGUCAGAGGAUGGUAGGCAACAGAGUUUUCUUUUUUGAAAAUGAAACAAAAUCUAUUUCAGCUACCUAUAUCCAAGGAAACUAGAUAAACAUUUUGGAGUGGGAUCUUCUAAAAUUGAUUAUUUAUAGCAAUAUUAAAACAGUAAAACAGCUAAUCAAAUGGGGAAGAAAUAACUUUUUUAAAAUAAUAAUGUCGUUUGUCGAACUGUGAAAGAUCUCUCUCCACAAAGAGGGGGUAUAAUUUUAUAGGUGAAAUAAAAGUGGCCUGGCAUAAAUAAUAUUUUCUCUGAAAUUGGGGUGAAAACAGAGAAAGGAGGCUAUCAUAUUGGCUGUGUAUGUUCAAGAGGUUGGCAUUCGAAACAUGCAGAAGAUUUUAGUAGUAACUUGAGCUGAAUUGGCUGCCUUUCUCUUUCCACAGCUUGAGGCUCUCUCUCUCUCUCUCUCUCUCUCUCCCACCUCCUCCAUUCCCCAUUGCCAUAGUUUUUUUAAAAAAAAUAAAUUAUGUCUACUAAUGUCAUCCAACUUGCUUCUUGAGGCUGGUUAUUAAAUCUGAUUUCUAAGGUUCAUAUUCUAUCAAUGUUGUAGGGGUUUGUAAACUGAUGAAAAUCAAACCAGUUGUUAAUCAUUGUUUUUCGCCUUGCUAUUGGUGUAUUGCACUAUUGGCUGGUGGAUGUUUAUGAGGCUUAGUGAAGUGUGAACACUGGAAUACAAAAGCAGAUGGAGGAAUGUGCUGCUAUUUCUAGCUCAUACCAAUCAUCCUGAGGCAAGUGCUGCUGAAAUGGUUAUUGGAGGUGUUUUCAGUUGGUAAGGAGAUGAGAAGGAUGGCGCUGCCUAAAUAACUUUUCCAGUUUUCUUAUCUCAGCUUUUCUGAGGAUAGAAAAGUACCAUAUGUGUGAGCUGCUUCUUUUUUCUGGCAGAGGGGAGAGGCCACCAUCUCAACUUCUGGCUCCUCCGCUCUGCUUCUGUGAGCCAUUCGAGUUUAGCAUGGUGGCACUAUUCAGGAUUGAGCUUGAGGGAUGUAUUCUGUGGAGGUUCUUCUACCAGAGCAACUUGGGUACACUGAAUUUUAAUUGCAGUACAGCAUGCAGAAUGAUUUUAAAAUGCAGAAUUAGGGAUUUCUGCCCUUCCCUUCAUGAAUGUAAUUUGGGUGGGAUGAAAGAAGCAAAGCUCCUUUCCAAGUUCUGAAGCAUUGUAUAAUCAGUUUUUAGUGCUGUAACAGGCUUCUUUCUUACCCUCAAAAGUUUUGAAGCAAAAAAUGGGCUUCCAAGGCAGGUGAAAAAUCCUCUACCAUGUUCUUAUUUUGUUUCUGUUCACAAUAGCUGCCUAGCAGCUGGUGUGUGCUGUAGCACUGCCGCCGCCGCCAUUGCUUUUCUGCCAAUGCUCCAGUCUCCAGCCAGCUUCAGAGCUUCAACUCUAGUUGAAGAGAGAGUGGGAGCAUGUGCAUAGCCAGGAUUUUUUGUUGGGGGGUUGGCAGGAUUUUUG
This is a messenger RNA of Zootoca vivipara (common lizard), 17752 nucleotides long. The record is from RefSeq and is a predicted model, not a curated record. Lineage: Eukaryota; Metazoa; Chordata; Lepidosauria; Squamata; Lacertidae.